Messenger RNA from Xyrichtys novacula (pearly razorfish), 3985 nucleotides. NCBI's taxonomy places the organism in Eukaryota, Metazoa, Chordata, Actinopteri, Labriformes, Labridae. The record is from the annotation of a GenBank genome assembly.
GGAAGAGGCGGGGAAGGUCAGAUUUAUACCCGGAGACAGGCCCCUCCUCGCCGGGCACCGCUCCUCCUCCUGCCCGCUGCUCCGGAGGUCAGAUCACCCUUACAGGAAAAUUAGCAUUUCACAAAUCAGUGGUUCUCAACUGGUCUCACUCUGGGACCCACAUUUUCCCACUUUUAUAAAAUUCAAACCAAGCUAAUUUAGUCAUGAAAAAAAACUGUAAUGACUCUAAUCUUUGAGAUAAAUACACCGUUUUUAUUGAGUAAAGUGCAUUUCAGAGCACAUGAACCGAGUAUACAGAAAAUAUCAAAUGUCAAAUUGCACACAAUGGUACGAUGGAGUAUUACAGCCACAUUAAGACAUUUUUUUUAAGACUUCAUAAUUACUCAUGAGAAUAAAGCCGUAAUAAAAUCCUGACUUACAAGAAUAAAGUCGUAAUAAAACAAUUACUAACGAGAAUAAAGGGGUAAUAAAAUCCUUACUUUUGAGAAUAAAGUCGCAAUAAAGUAACUACUAACGAGAAUAAAGUUGUAGUCAAAUAAUUACUUCUGAGAAUAAAGCCAUAAUAAAAUCAUUACUUACAAGAAUAAAGUCGUCGUAAUAAUAAUUAUAAGGGGGUCGUAAUAAAAUCAUUACUUUUGAGACUAAAAUCAUAAUAAAUCAUUAUUUACGAGAAUAAAGUCGUAGCUAAUAUUCUAACCUUUUGUUGGUUGUUUAAAUGAGCGCUGUGGAGCAUUUAGAUGAACUGAACUUCAGUAGCUUGGUUUUACAAACAAGGAGAUACUAAAUCCUUCGGCGUUUCAGCAUCACAUUGUCAGAAGUAUCAGGACGUAUGCAAGAAAUUCAUCUUUUCUGCAGAGAGAACCAUGGACUCAUAAAUAAUGAUUUUACUACGACUUUAAUCUCGAAGUCUUGAUUUUUUUGUUCUUAAUGUGGCCCUAACACUCCGUCGUAGAAUGGAGACCAGCAAAAUGAAAAAUUUUACCUUUUUGCAUUUCUGCAUUCAGAGCAUAUUCAGAAGAACCUGAGGAGGACCAUGGAACAGCAUGGACAAAGGUGAAUAAACAUCAAACUGCAUAAAAUAAAGACUAUUAAAAAAAUGUGUAAUUUUACUGCAUUCAGGCCACAUUAAUAAGAAACCGAGGAGGACCACGACAUAAUGCAUGCCUUUCAAACGAAGCUUUUAAAAGACAUGUCAAACAUCAGAUAUGUAUUAAAUUAAGUACUGUUUUAGGCUGACGAUGUUUUUUCAUGUUUAAAAUGUUCAAUAUUGUUCUGACACCUUCACUCGGGCUCAUUGCAGCAUGUUUUUUCCCCUUCAGCUGAUAAAGAGCACCUGUAUGCAAAGUGUGUUAUGUAACACGUAGGCCUCUGUUAGAUAGGUGCAUGAAAAGCGACAUAAAGAAAGGUGUCUGUAAAGUGUAUUUAAUCAUGUAAAUCAUCUGAUUACAGAAUGUUGACUUUGUUUUGGAAUUAUAGAAAAAAGGACAAACUUCAGCUUUUCUUCUCUGUAUCUGAGGGUGUUUUUCUGCUCAAUACAAAAAUGUGGUUAAACCUGUCACACAGUCACAUGACCUGCUCCAAUUGGACACUGCACUCUUAUUGGCUGCAAGCAUGAAUGACCCUGAACACACCUGAAAGAUGUAAAACAGGUGAGUUUCUGUCUGACUCAGAACUGACAGCAGACUGAGGUACGAUGUGAAGUUUGGAUUGAAGCAGAAGAAGAAGAAACAGACUCACAACAAAAAGUGAAGAAGCAGAAGGAUUCUGACCAGAACCGAGAAGGAGAGCGAUGGGUCAGUCUUACAGCGCAGCUCCUCAGGUACACACUUGACACACAGGUCUCCUCCAUGUCUCACCUGUCUCUCUCUCUCUUGUAGAUUUUAAAAUGACUUAAACUCAAAAACAGUCUUUAUACCUUUAUCUGCAUUUUGUCCACACCUUCACCUAGACUCUAUACACACCUGUACCUUUACUUAGUAUCUACUGUCAGCCUCAAUCUGCGUAACCCUCAAACUGAAAUUUCAAUACAACUUAACCUUGAUUUAUAGCUUUCUUCUGAAUACAAAAUAACCUAAUUUUUACUUUUAUACUGUCUUGUUUUUCCAGAAUUCUGUAUACACCUUCACCUUUAUUCUGUAUAUACCUUUCCUUUUAUUCUGUGUAUACCCUAUCUUUGUUCUGUGCACCUUUGCCUAUUUUGGUAAACUUGCAGUAAGUAUAUACCAUGACUCUUAUCCUUUAUAUAUUAGCUUUACCUGCAUGAGGGGCACACCCUCAGAUUCUCAAGUGUAUACCUUAUUUAACUUGUGCAUACACUAUAAACUGCUUUCUUCUUUUAUGCUUUUAUCUCAUAAUAUUCUUUAUCAUCUGUACCAGCACUCUGUAUACACAUUUUUAUAGAUUAUUUACAUACCGCUAUUCCUACAUUAUGUAUGUACCUUCACCUUUAACUUGUAUAUACCAUCAUCUGUCUACAGCAGGAUGUGUACACAGACUGUUUGUUGAUCCCUGAAGGAAAGUUUGACAAAAACACAUUUCGACAUCUUACAGUAAAUUCAAAACAAGACAAACAUGUGAUCAGCAGCAGACGUUGAAACUGUGUGUGCUCAUUUCUGUGUGUGUGUGUGUGUGUGUGUGUGGUACUUAGGUGAUCCUGAUGGGUCUGGACUCUGCUGGGAAGUCGACUCUGCUGGCUCGGCUGCUGACAGGGGAGGUGAGACUUCAGAACUGUAAUCACAGAAAAUAUCAGGUCCAGGGGCCUCAUUUAUCAACCGUGCGCAACGAGUGCAUACGAACAUUUCCACGCUAAGUCUGGAAUUUAUCAGCCUGUACUUGUGGGUAAACAUGCAUAAAUUUAAGCACAACUCUGACCAUGCUUACACACAAACCCUGGUGGUAGAACGGUGAAACUACAAAUAGAACCCAUGAAUGGAGUCACAGCGUUCAGCAAUCUCUGACAAUGGAUCUGUUAAACGUUAUUGCUCUGGAGGAACGCACAAAUCAUUCAUUCUGCAGAGCAGCUCUGUGAGUGUGCACCUCCAUGAUUUUGGCAAUGGGGGAAUAAAUCCAUUCAGGCAUUUUUUAAGGGAUUGUUGACACCAUAUAUGGUCAAUUGGGGGCGUUUCUGAAUGCAAACCAUGCAUGAGCACGGCAGCAAAGAACAGAUGGGAUUUAUCAUCACCGAUUACUUACGUGUGCGUACAACCGGUGUCCGCAUGUUUGAUAAAUACGAUUUUUUUGUACUUUCGCACAUUCGAAAUUUCAUUCCUACGAUGGAAUGUAGAACCUUUUUUACGCACGGUUGAUAAAUGAGGCCCCAGGUGUGUUCAGGUGUGCUCAGGUGUGAUCUCUGAACGUUCAGGUGAUGGAAACUUCUCCAACUAUCGGAUUCAACGUGGGGACUUUAGAUCUGGACAAGAAGACGUCUCUGACUGUGUGGGACGUUGGAGGACAGAAGUGCAUGAGGCCCAACUGGAGGUUAGUGCACACUGAUCUGAACAUGAACCAACAAACCAAAAAUCUGGUUCAGGUGGACUCUGACGCUCUGGUUCUCUUACUUUCAGGUACUACCUGGACGACUGUAAGGCUCUGGUGUUCGUGGUGGACAGCAGCGAUCGGGCUCGGAUGCCGGAGGCCCAGAAGGCGCUGAAAAAAGUUCUGAGUGAUGAGAAGUUACGAGGGAUCCCUCUGAUGGUUCUGGCAAACAAGAAGGACCUGGCGGGCUCCAUGACCAUCCGAGAGGUAGGACUCAAAGUGACCUUUCAGGAGAAUAAAGAGGUUAGAUCAGGGAGAGGACGUCUAACUCUGUCCCUCCUCCACAGAUUUCCAACCAGCUGGAUCUUCAGGCUCACAGCGACCGGCUGUGGGAGGUUCAGGCCUGCAGCGCUCUGAGGGGACUCGGUCUCCAGCAGGCCUUCUUCUCUGUCAACAAACUGAUAAAGAAGAGCUGAAGGGACGAGGGGGGAAGGGGCAUGAAGGACCGGGG